Messenger RNA from Zymoseptoria tritici IPO323, 810 nucleotides. RefSeq lists its product as uncharacterized. The record is from RefSeq and is a predicted model, not a curated record. NCBI's taxonomy places the organism in Eukaryota, Fungi, Ascomycota, Dothideomycetes, Mycosphaerellales, Mycosphaerellaceae. The coding region runs from base 1 to 810 and encodes 269 amino acids. The transcript is spliced from 6 exons.
AUGCCCGACAGAAACCGGAAACGCGAUCAAGACGGCGAUGACAGCGACACAAUCAUGGACGUCGAUCAUGUCUUCUCGCUCUUCAGGCGAGACUCAGACCACUGGCAACACCAACGGUCUCGUCGCCCACCAAUCGUUGAUGUCCGGCGGAGAUGUCGCACAUUCACGGCACCAAGCGUGCCCACUCUCCCGGUCAGCUUAGCCCAGCUCCACCCCGCCAACAAGCUUCGCAUCACGGAGGGAACGGUGGCUCCUGUAUUCGAGCCUGCAGCACAAAUCAACAACGACCAGAUUCAGCAGGCUGUCAAGUCUCACAAAGAGAGAUCCCAAGCCCGCCGUGCAGAACGUGAACAUGCUAUCCGAGCCGAGCGGAAGAAAAACCUCGCACGUAUUGCGAAGCGCAAGACAGAAUGCGAGCGGAAGUAUGAGGAAAACCGAUCCCGAGAAGCUGCCGGCAAUAGCGACAGCCAGGCUGCCCAGUUCGAGGGCAACGCAGAUGGCUUCGGCAGCGACAGCGACAACGACAGUGAGAGCGACAGCGAUGGCGACGGCGAUGUUGCUCCUAAUGAUGCUGGUCCUAAUGAUCUUGAUGCCGACACCGAGUCGAUCCAAACCUCACGAUCCAACGGGGUUGCGCGACAUACUGUUCCCGAGAAGCGCCGGCAGUCUUCCUCUGUAUCACCUUCCAUGUACUCAAACAAGCGCCAACGCCGCGGAAGUGACGCAGAUCCUACGCUCCUGUCCGGGCAAGUUCCGAAUCCCGGAAACCACACCCCAAGCUUGUCCAUCGUGGGGGAUGGGAAUGAAUAG